Molecule: messenger RNA, 1806 nt
Organism: Suillus subaureus
Lineage: Eukaryota; Fungi; Basidiomycota; Agaricomycetes; Boletales; Suillaceae
Exons: 11
Coding region: 1-1806 (601 amino acids)
Source: RefSeq, a predicted model, not a curated record
AUGGCCAUCGUUGGUUUCUUGGCCAUCCCGAAGACUGCAAAAAAAUAUGCUGAGGACCUACACUUCCGCAAAUUCAAGAAGCAACUUCUACAUAGUUCACUGUCGAAGAUUCUGUCGUCCCUCAAGCCUGCAAUCCUAGGGCCAUAUAUUGCUGAUUACCCUGAACAAUCUGCCCUUGCUUGCGUUGUAUAUAAUUGGUGUGCAAAGUGCUUUGCAUUCUCCAACAACUUGGAUGGACUCAACAAGUUUGACUAUGGAAUGCUUUGGGAGGAAUGGGGAAUUAUAAGUGACUUAGUGCCGUUCACAAAUGAUUUCCCUUGUGCCGACAUUCAUGAACUCUUGUUGCCGGACAUUUUGCAUCAGAUCAUCAAAGGCACCUUCAAAGACCAUCUGGUUGCAUGGGUCGAGCUGUAUCUACUGAAGGAACAUGGAAAGACAUGCGCGAAGGGGAUCCUCGACGACAUUGACUGCCAGAUAGCUGCAGCACCCUCUUUUGCAGGACUUCGCCGAUUUCCUGAAGGGCACGGGUUUUCACAAUGGACCAGCGAUGAUUUGAAGGCUCUCAUGAAAGUUUACCUUCCAGCAAUCAAGGGACAUGUCCCUCAAGACAUUGUUCGAUGUUUUCACGCCUUUCUUGGGUUUUGCUACAUUGUGCGGCAAGAUAUCAUUACUGAAGACACUCUCGAGAAGCUUUCAGACGCACUCCAGUGCUUUCACCAAUACUGGAAAAUUUUUCAAGACACAGGUAGCGCCGAACAAUUUGUGCUCGUCAAUAACAGAAUCAAAACACAUCAAGGCCGUCAAGGAACCUUGCGCCUUGACAAAAUCGCUGCAUCACGAAUGGACUUCACGGCACGUAAAAUGCUCAAUUCCUCCAUUGUCGAGAAUCUACUUAGUGCUAGUUCGAACACACAGGACGUCACCAGCAUUGCUCACAAUGGUGACAACACUGCUCAAAACACCAACGCCAAUGCUAACGCCAACACCAACAACACCGACGACGAAAAUGACAACGAAAAUGAUGAUGACAGCGCUGUUCAAAACAACAACGAGGGGGUGGAGAGAAAUCCUAUGGUGGAGCAGGACGAAAUUGGAGAUGGUGUGUUGGAGGGGCCGAGAGCACAGAGUGACGUCAAAAUGGCGCGUACUCCCCAUAAGUUUUCCUUCAUGUUCUCGCAUUCAAUCGAAAUGGACAUCCCCGAUCUUCCCCGACUCCUCCGACUCUUCCUUUAUGAUCAGCUUGUUGCUGACGGCUCUCUCACCUCGGAUGACGUUCCUCUCAGUGCCUGCCCACGAUUCGAAGGCCCUAUCAAAGUCUUCAACUCAGCAGCUGCUACGUUUUUUGCUCCCAGCGACCCGAGCGGUAUUGGUGGGAUGCACCGUGCGCACAUUCGUGCUGCACUGUCAUGGCGGAGAGGUCCUCCUCACCUCGAUACCGUUUUCAUCAACACCGCCAGUGAAGACUCAAUCAAUGGAAUGGAGGUUGAACGCGUCCUAUGUUUUUUCUCAUUCUGUCACAGCGGGGAGAUCUUUCCCUGCACGCUGAUACAUUGGUUCAAGCUUCUCGGGGACAAACCAGAUCUGAACGUUGGCAUGUGGACAGUACGACCAUCCUUUCAUGAGGAUGGCUCACGAGAACUUUCCAUUAUACAUCUCGACACGAUCAUUCGCACGUCACACUUGCUACCGAUUUUUGGUGAUGAUUUUAUUGAAGAUGAUGUUACAUUUCACAACUCUCUGGAUUUGUUCAAAGGUUACUAUGUAAACAAAUUUGUAGAUCAUAACUCGUUCGAAAUAGCAUCUUGA